Molecule: messenger RNA, 1864 nt
Organism: Pseudogymnoascus verrucosus
Lineage: Eukaryota; Fungi; Ascomycota; Leotiomycetes; Thelebolales; Thelebolaceae
Exons: 3
Coding region: 248-1825 (525 amino acids)
Molecular function (GO): iron ion binding; monooxygenase activity; oxidoreductase activity, acting on paired donors, with incorporation or reduction of molecular oxygen
Source: RefSeq, a predicted model, not a curated record
AGAGGCGAUAUGCAGAAGCGGAACGUGUUCCGGUGAAGCUGCACGAAAUCACACUUUAAAGAUAGCUGUUGUAAUUCAUGGUUCGAAGCUCUUACAGUAUUAUCAAGGGUUCCUAUACUUCCAUAACUUUUGGCUAUCUUCAUCUACUAAAAUUUUAUCGUGCAAAGCUGUCAAGUGCCUCCCUCACUGCGGCUUUCACUGCACUCGUCCCGCUACAUUUUAGAGGAGCCCAUAGCCCAGCGACAAGAUGGCGAUAGGAAGCAUCGUCUCAGCCUCCUUGGGUGCUGCUCAAGAGAGCCCCUUUCAAUUCCUUGCCAUUCUAGUCGUCUUCGUUCCAAUUACUUAUGUCGUCAUAAAUGAGUUUGUGCGUCGACAAGCACGCAUUCCGGGGAUGAAAGGGCCUUCUGGAAUCCCAUUGAUUGGAAACAUUGGGCAGAUCCGCGUGAAUGCAGCUGAGAAAUACAGAGAGUGGGCAAAGACAUAUGGAGCAGUUUACCAGAUCCAGCUGGGGAAUAUCCCAGUUGUCGUUGUCAACUCUGCUGCCUCAGCCAAGGUCUUGUUUGGCCAACACGCCCAGGCUUUGAGCUCGAGACCCGAGUUUUAUACAUUCCACAAGGUUCUUUCUGACACUGCUGGAACUACCAUUGGAACAUCCCCUUAUAGUGAUUCAUUGAAGCGCCGCCGGAAGGGAGCCGCCUCCGCGCUCAACCGCCCCUCUGUACAAACCUAUAUCCCACAUUUGGACAUCGAAACCAAGGACUUCUUGUCCGAGCUCCUCACAUAUGGCAAAGAAGGAACCGUCGGUGUUGAUCCCUUGCCCUGUAUCCAACGCCUGAGUCUCAGUCUUGCCUUGACUCUGAACUGGGGUGUCCGCAUGGGCAGCCAGAACGAUGCACUCUUCAAAGAAAUCACCCACGUCGAGGAAGAAGUCAGCAGAUUUCGCAGCACAACCGGCAACCUCCAGGAUUUUAUACCUAUCCUACGUCUGAACCCCUUCAGCUUCGGCUCUAAGAAGGCACGUGAGAUGAGAAGCCGUCGCGACGUGUACUUGAAGGGUCUGAACAAGGGCCUCGAGGAGCGCAUGGAGAAGGGCACACACAAACCAUGCAUCCAAGCCAACGUCAUCCUCGACAAGGAGACACAACUCAACGAUGCUGAACUCACAUCCAUCAGUCUCACCAUGCUUUCCGGCGGCCUCGACACAGUCACAACCCUCCUCCAAUGGAGCGUCGCACUCCUCGCACAACGACCUGAUAUCCAAAAGAAAGCAUGGGCGGAAAUCGCCGAGUUCUACACCCCCGACGAGCCCCUAUGUGACGCCCAAGACGACCAAAAAUGCCGCUACAUCGUCGCCCUUGUCCGCGAAUGCCUCCGCUACUUCACCGUCCUCCGUCUCGCCCUCCCCCGUGUCUCCAUCAAAGACGUAACCUACGACGGCAUCGUCAUCCCCGCCAAGACAGUCUAUUUCCUCAACGCAUGGGCCUGCAACAUGGAUUCCGCUGUGUGGAGCGAUCCCUCCGUCUUCCGCCCCGAGCGCUGGCUCGAGCAGCCCGAUGCGCCGAUGUUCACUUACGGCAUGGGGUACCGCAUGUGUGCUGGCUCGCUGCUGGCAAAUAGGGAGCUGUAUCUUGUGUUUAUCCGCAUGUUGAACGCCUUUGAGAUCAAGAGCGCGGAUGGCGUGGAUGCGCAUCCGUUGACGGGGAAUUCGGACCCGACGAGCUUGGUGGCGAUGCCGGAGAGGUAUACAGCGUAUUUUGUGCCAAGGAGGGUGGAGGUGCUAAAAGGUGCGAUUGAUGGGUUUGAGGUUACUGGGGUGCAGGCUUGAGAGUAUAAACGGAUUUUUUUUUGGCGGGGAGGAGGGGAG